CCUGUCACUUUUCAGAACCCUUCAGUCGUGGCCAUGUCCCUGCCACCCUUCUUCGUCCCGGGCCGCCCGGGCCCGCCACCCCCGCAGCCGCCGCCUCCUGCUCCCUUCGGCUGCCCGCCGCCGCCGCUGCCCUCCCCGGCUUUCCCGCCGCCUCUUCCCCAGAGGCCAGGGCCCUUUCCGGGGGCCUCCGCCCCCUUCCUCCAACCUCCGCUGGCUCUGCAGCCCCGGUCCUCCGCGGAAGCUUCCCGCGCGGGAGGCGGCGGCGGCGGCGGUAGCGGCGCCUUCUAUCCGGUGCCGCCGCCGCCACUGCCUCCGCCGCCACCCCAGUGCAGGCCCUUCCUGGGGUCCGACGCCUGCGAGCGCCCGCGGCCGCCUCCUCCAGGUCCGGGGCCGCCCUGGAGUCCGCGCUGGCUUGAAGCGCCCCCGCCGUCCGACGUGCUCGGGGACGCGGCCCUGCAGCGCCUGCGCGACCGGCAGUGGCUAGAGGCGGUGUUCGGAACCCCGCGACGGGUGGGCUGUCCGCUGCCCUCGCGUGCGCCCGCUGGGCCCACUCUGGGUGAAGUGCGUGCGCGGUUGCGCGGGGCUCUGCGCCUGGUGCGGCGGCUGCGCGACCUGAGCCAGGCCCUGCGCGAAGCGGAAGCCGACGGCGCGGCGUGGGCAGUGCUGCAUGCCCAGGCCGCGCCGCUGCGCACCGAACUGACCGAGCGACUACAACUGCUGACCCAGGCCGCCUACGUGGGCGAGGCGCGGCGGAGAUUGGAGAGGGUCCGGCGCCGCCGGCUGCGCCUUCGAGAGAGGGCCCGGGAACGCGAGGCCGAGCGGGAGGCGGAGGCCGCGCGAGCAGCGGAGCGCGAGCAGGAGAUUGACCGCUGGAGGGUCAAGUGCGUGCAGGAGGUGGAGGAGAAAAAGCGGGAGCAGGAACUUAAAGCUGCUGCUGAUGGUGUCUUAUCUGAAGUGAGGAAAAAACAAGCAGAUACCAAAAGAAUGGUGGAUAUUCUUCGGGCUUUGGAAAAGUUAAGGAAACUCAGGAAAGAGGCUGCAGCAAGGAAAGGAGUCUGUCCUCCGGCCUCUGCAGAUGAAACUUUUGAGCAUCAUCUUACGCGACUGAGAAAACUUAUUAAGAAACGUUCUGAAUUAUAUGAAGCUGAAGAGAGGGCCCUCAGAGUUAUGUUGGAAGGAGAACAAGAGGAAGAAAGGAAAAGAGAAUUAGAAAAGAAACACAGAAAAGAAAAAGAGAAAAUUUUACUUCAGAAGCGUGAAAUUGAGUCCAAAUUAUUUGGGGAUCCGGAUGAGUUCCCGCUCACUCAGCUCUUACAGCCUUUCCGACAGUAUUACCUCCAGGCUGAGCACUCCCUACCUGCACUCAUCCAAAUAAGGCAUGAUUGGGAUCAGUACCUGGUGCCAUCUGAUCAUCCCAAAGGCAACUCUGUUCCCCAAGGAUGGGUCCUUCCCCCGCUCCCCAGCAACGACAUCUGGGCAACUGCCAUUAAGCUGCAUUAGUAAAGAUGCUCCUGGGAGUGUGUUCCAGCCAAGACUCUCCAGCUCUCUAGUGAUGCUGCCAUCAUGUGCCGUAGACUAAACUGCGAC
Molecule: messenger RNA, 1587 nt
Organism: Condylura cristata (star-nosed mole)
Lineage: Eukaryota; Metazoa; Chordata; Mammalia; Eulipotyphla; Talpidae
Gene: PDCD7
Product: programmed cell death 7
Exons: 5
Coding region: 34-1500 (488 amino acids)
Source: RefSeq, a predicted model, not a curated record